Molecule: messenger RNA, 591 nt
Organism: Entamoeba invadens IP1
Lineage: Eukaryota; Evosea; Mastigamoebida; Endamoebidae
Exons: 1
Coding region: 1-591 (196 amino acids)
Source: RefSeq, a predicted model, not a curated record
AUGUCUGCUGAGUCGCGGCACAGAGAAAAAUUGCGAUGUAUUGGGGAGCGUACUUUAUUAACAAACUUGGAAUGUUCACUUCUUGCGUUUAUAUCUACCAAAGCCGAUGUUGUUUUAUCACGACCCAAAAAAGUCGGUCAAUUCUCUCAUGAAUUUUUAAGUGUUUUUACUAUUACUUUUUUAGAAGAAAAUACGCCGUUUACGUUCGAAGUUCCUUCUUUUCUGAAACGAAAAAAAACCGAAAAACUUGUUGAAUUGAACAAAGAAGGGAAGAAAGGUAAGAAAGGAUUUAGACAAGUUCAGAACCAAAAGAAAAGAGAAGUGAUACAUUUAUUAGAGGAUAUUUUAUUUGAAGACGGGUUUCUGGUGUUUUAUGAUAACGAAAAUCGAGAAGGUAUAAGAGGCAAUGUAAUUAUUCAAAUGCCUAAUGGGCAAAUAAUUCAAAAGGAAAUGAUUAUUAAAUUGGGUGAGGCUAUAUGGACGUAUUGCUCGAAUAAAUUCAAUGAAGAACAAAGGUCCGUUUUGAUUAAAGAAAAGGUCACGUUUUCAAAAGAAAAAGUGAUGAGUAUUAUCAGUGAAAAUGUAAAAUAA